AUGCGACCACCGCUCCACUUCAGCAUUCGCGAUCAGUUCCGUCACUCUACGACGGCACUUUGGUUUCUCAUCGAAGCUGCCGCCACGGAAAACACAGGAGUUCGUCAAGACACCGGAGGAGCCAUCGUGCAAGAGACCUCGCAGAUUCAGACUCUCAAGAAGAUUCAUCUUACGAGCGUAGAAGACGUCAUAGGAGUAAGACCCGAUAUACGGAGUCAGAACUUUCAGAGACGACUGACCAGUACAGAGAUGAAAGACUACGAAGAAGCAAAAGGUCUUACAUAUCUCACUCUCACAACCACACGCGAGAUAGAGAAGGGAGGCGGAGAGGAAAAAGGGAAGAGGAUCAUAGACAUCGGAAACAAGACAGAGAAACCGAGUACUUCGAGAGAUACCGAAGGCGUGGUGCUGAUUCGGAUGUGGAUCGGGUAA
Messenger RNA from Cylicostephanus goldi, 432 nucleotides. Lineage: Eukaryota; Metazoa; Nematoda; Chromadorea; Rhabditida; Strongylidae. The record is from the annotation of a GenBank genome assembly.